CACGUAUCUCUCUGUGAUGCAGCUGGUAAGCUCCAUCAUAAUAUACCUUCUUUUAGACCCAUGCCUCGCAAGAAGCAUCGUCAAUAUAUCGCACUCUACUAUUGCAAAGUCGGGAUUUCACUUCGCUCUCACCCAAGGAAGAAACUUGCAAUACGUCCAUCCAGGACUGCUACAACUACCACGCUGUCAGAAUGGUCUUCGAGAAGGUAUGGUAAUAGGAAGGGUGCUCAUCGCAAAGCUACCCGUACGCGAACCGUUGGUCGUGCAGGCAGAGCGUAUACAUGAUACCUCUUGCACAAGUACCGCUCGUGCAGUAUGAUGCGCAAUGGGACUGCCCAGUAUAGAUGAUCGAAGCAUAAGCUGCGUUGCGAUUCGAGGCAUUUAGCCCUUCCCAGCUUUUACGCACGAC
Messenger RNA from Suillus discolor, 409 nucleotides. RefSeq lists its product as uncharacterized. The coding region runs from base 17 to 319 and encodes 100 amino acids. Lineage: Eukaryota; Fungi; Basidiomycota; Agaricomycetes; Boletales; Suillaceae. The transcript has 2 exons. The record is from RefSeq and is a predicted model, not a curated record.